Molecule: messenger RNA, 1425 nt
Organism: Ostertagia ostertagi
Lineage: Eukaryota; Metazoa; Nematoda; Chromadorea; Rhabditida; Trichostrongylidae
Source: the annotation of a GenBank genome assembly
AUGGACCGCUGUUUAAUCGAGGACAAUUUCAACUCGGGUAUUAUCUUUGAGGGUGUGACUGCAAAUAGUACGAUAUCAAUUUGGAACACAAAUUUUACCCAAAACCGAGGGUCUACGAUUUCGGUGGCGCUGAUACGCGACACUGACGUCGUUAUACGUGGAAACGUCUUUACGACGAAUCAUCUCAACGACUUUGGUGACCAUGAAGCCGUUAUCAAAAUCGCUACCUUUGCUGAAACGUCAGAACCUAAAAUCCACAUUAUGGACAACCGCUUCGAGCAGAACGCCAUGAACAAUGUGAUGGAGUUGCGUCAUCUCGGAGGUAAAACUAUACCGGUACUGAUAGAAAAGAACAAUUUUGUUGGGAAUCUUGCUCGAUCGGUGGUCGAUUUGGACGUGCCUAGAGUGGUUGUCAGAGGAAACUACUUCAGUAAUUCGUCGUGCGAAAUAACCAAGCCUCACCCACUCAUGCGGGAUACUGUAGCGAAUUACUGGGGACAUGAAAAGGAUACAGAUCCGAAGGCAAUGGCGGAACCGCUGCGGCCACAUCGACCUACGGGUCUUAUUCGAACGACCACUCCCAAGGCUGCAGCGAUGGCUGCGGUGCUGAAGCCGUUCGAAAACACCUAUAAUCAAGUGAAAGCCAGACCACUGCCGUACAGCGUCAGCUCGAAGUGGUCCGUAUCUCAGGAUCAAAUUGUCAUCUGUCGAUUCCGCAGCCGAUUGGCUUUUGCUCAGGCAUUGAUUCACUGUCCAGGAAAAGGCAAACUCUACCUUAACGGUACAGCAGACCGUCCGAUUCGGCUGUUUGGUGAGUCGACGUGGCGAGGAUUGGUGGUCAAACCCGGUGGCACCCUAGUUCUGAGCCACGCGAUAAUCGAAGGCUCCCCCGCAUUCGAUCGAUUGUGGAAUAAGAUUCUGACAACAGUGCAGGUACAUGGUGUCGAAAUAACAGCAAACGCGCCGUCAGACGUUGACCCUCGGCAACUCCCGUCAUUGAGCGACCAAAAGGCUCAGGAAUUGGUGUCGAUGAGAGGAAAAGGAUCUAUAGCCAUAAGAAAUGUUGCAAUCCGAGACGGCUGGGGUUCCGGUAUCGAUUUCAUAUCACCAGCUGAAGACAUUCGAAUCGAGAACGUUUCAGUGACGAAUGGCUCAUCCUAUUCGAUUCACAUUGUCGAAUUCCCUCUGCUGCCACUGAAAUCGGUUUUACUCCAAAACGUGAGCGUCACCGAUCAGAACCGUGGCCACGCUGGUGUGCUUGUCACCAGUGGAUGGGUGGAACGGAUCGAGAUCGAUCAAUCUUUCUUCACAAGAAAUACCGUCCCGAGCUUAAUCAUUGGACUUGAGUGUCACGCGCAGAAGUCUCCUAACUCGAAUGACGAACACGACAUUUGUGAACAACGAGGAUACAGUGGCUCAUUUUGA